GCACAGGGGUGAGCAGUGCUCGGGUGUUGUGCCGUGUUUCUCUCUGUCCUCAUCUGGUGUCUCUGGUUAGGUUAGCACGUUACCAGCAUGACUGGUAGUUUUUGUUAUCUUCGCAUAAGAUAAAUCGUUUCUCAAAGCGCUGCUCAGUCGCCAUAAGGGUUUGGAAGAGACAAUGUUUCUGUGUCGAGGAUCACGGUCUGUUGUUGCUCAAUCAUUUAGUUUGUAUAACUUAGCUGGUUCGGUGCAGGUUGCCACAAACAUACAACAGGACGCCAUAUGGUCAUUGCAUAACUCUAGCAUUAUUUCCGGCUCUCAAGUCCGUGACAGAGGCGCAAAUAAUGCUCAUCAUUUACGCCUUCUUCAUGGCAUGCUACAGGACGAAUCUGGGAACAGCAACAAAUAUAAAUAUAUGUCUCGUGCUUGGACGGCCUACAAAUCGAUUUCAAGACUUGACUUCAUUUUGCCUUUUUCGUGGAGGAGCAAAGGUGGAAACACGGCUGACCUACUAAAUUCACAGAAAAGCCUUUUUUGUCCUGAUUCCCAAACGUGUAUCAUUCACUCCUCGACGAACGAUCUCCUGUCAAGUGCGUUACCUAACGCUUCAAAACAGAACGAAGCGGACUGGACGAAGGGAGAACCAGCCACAGAGGUUAAAGAGGUACCGUUUUCUAAGAGUCCACAUGGAGGAGCUGAAAAGCCAGACCCUGAGGAAAAGCAAAAUAAAACAAAACAGCUGAAGAAAGUUUUUCGAGAAUACGGUGCUGUUGGUGUUUCAUUUCACGUUGGAAUAUCUUUAAUUUCUCUUGGAAUUUUCUACGUUGCUGUGUCUAGCGGGAUCAAUAUGGCAGAUCUCCUUUGCAAGCUGGGCUUUAGUGAGGCUGUGGUUCAGUCAAAGAUGGCUGCUGGCACUAGCACAUUUGUGCUCGCUUACGCUGUUCACAAACUCUUUGCUCCAGUUCGGAUCAGCAUCACUCUUGUGUCCGUACCACUCAUUGUGCGACAUCUUCGGAAAACUGGUCUCUUCAAAUCCUUACCACCUCGUCUGUGAACAAGCAAAUUUGUUUUAUUUGCAUACUUUAUUAUGCUUUUAUGCAACUAUGUCUGUUCACCAAGAAUGUGAAUGUGUUCAAUAAUCUGCUGUAAGGUUAUAUAAGUUAUAUAUAACCUGUCUUGAAUUAUAUACAUUAUAUAAAUUUUUUGUACUAUAAAUAAAAUGACUUAUGUUUUGGGAUGAAAA
This is a messenger RNA of Hemibagrus wyckioides, 1237 nucleotides long. RefSeq names its product family with sequence similarity 210 member B (gene mims2). The transcript has 3 exons. The coding region runs from base 173 to 1048 and encodes 291 amino acids. NCBI's taxonomy places the organism in Eukaryota, Metazoa, Chordata, Actinopteri, Siluriformes, Bagridae. Gene Ontology annotation, cellular component: mitochondrion. The record is from RefSeq and is a predicted model, not a curated record.